Molecule: messenger RNA, 3026 nt
Organism: Nematostella vectensis (starlet sea anemone)
Lineage: Eukaryota; Metazoa; Cnidaria; Anthozoa; Actiniaria; Edwardsiidae
Product: pectin acetylesterase 5
Exons: 1
Coding region: 459-2495 (678 amino acids)
Molecular function (GO): hydrolase activity
Source: RefSeq, a predicted model, not a curated record
UGUCUUCGUUGGCAUGACUCAGUUUUAUAUAUAAAACAAGUCCUCAGGAUUUCAGCGCACAGACGAGAGCGCGUGUUUUUGUAAUCCCUGACUGAAGACCUGCUGACGCGUGAAAUUCUACCUGCUGAUCGUGUAAAUAACAACAUUUUAUCUUACGGAUAACGAAGCAAUCUAGAACUGUCUAGAAGAUUUUUUGAUUGCUUUGGCCCACCCGUGGUUCAGCAAGGUUUUGCAUAACAUUGAUUCCCUUCAUGUGACAAAAAGAUUUAAGAGCGCGCUCAGUCUGCCAACAAGAACGUGGAGUGAGAUCAAAUUAGGUCAAUAUUUUUUGACAGUUUAAUGCGAAAGUCCAAUUGUAGAAUAUAGAGGCUCUUAGGCGCUUUUCAUCCGGAUUAAACGGAUUUGUUGUUUUCUAAACUAUUCUAUUGGGCUUUAUUCUAAAAAGGACUUCUUUCGUUAUGCAUCAAUUGUAUUGGAUAACUGUCUGCGUGUUCUUCGUCAAACUUAAUAACUACCACAUCGGAGAUUGUGAACCCAUCCAACAAACAAGGAAAAGCAUCACGCCGAAUCUAAACCACAAGCAAAAAGACUCACAACUUGACGCUCUUAUGUUGAGACUAUACCAUGGGCGGCAAACAAUGCUUGCCAAACUUCACGAUGAGAAAGACAAAGAAAGCAGCGACCCUAGCUCGACUCGACUUGCAGCAUCGGGUGACUCAAAGGAGGCGUCCACACUGGGCGAUGCAAGCGGUUAUUGGGGGGAUAUAGGUGGGGAGGAUUUCACCUCGAAUAUGGACCACAACCUAGAUGACGCCAAGGGGGAAGCUGAGCAGAGUGGUGUUUCAGGGGACACAAAGGGGAAGAUAGCAGCGGAAAGUCCCAAACAACAGGAGAAAGGUUUCACCAAGGCAGUGCGCGGAGCGUUAAAGGGACUUGAUACAGCGCGAGGGAAGAGCGCGUUUCUGAGCAUCAAGCGUCGGCGUGUGGGGAAAAUCACUGAUAAAAACUCGCAGCAUCGCUUGUACACAUUUGACCUGAGCCAAGCGGAGAAGGAUGACAUGGUGGGGCCGUAUAUAACGAGUAUCCAGGAUAUCAUAAAACCGCUCACUUUUGCCGGAGACAAAGGGAAUAAGGAGAGUGAUUACGAGAUCAAUGAAUCUAGCGGAAGUGGUCAUCGUCUCACUAGUGGUGGUGGGCUGGACAAGACUAUUGCUCACGAGAUACUCUCAAAGCUCAAGCAUGAAGAAACGCACGAAACGGCCAUUAAGGGAGAAAAAAUCAAGCUUAAGCACAAAACCAAGGUCUCUAAUAAUACAUUAAAAUAUUUCCCUUUUAUGUAUCGCGCCGCCCCUGUACUUAAAUACGCAUAUAUCCCUAUUUCAAUGGCUUGGCAAAAGGGCGCAAAGUGCUUAGACGGGUCCCUACCGGCGUACUUCUACCGGCGUGGGCACGGCGCGGGUACACAUAAAUGGAUCUUGUACCUCCAGGGUGGGGCAUGGUGCGACAGUGCGGAGAACUGCUACCAUCGCAGCAAGACUAAUCUUGGCUCCUCGCGCAACUACAAGCACCUGAUGGAUGCUGGCGGCAUCCUCUCGGACAAGAUGCACGAAAAUAAGCAUUUCCACAGCUGGAACGUAGUUUAUGUGCCUUACUGCGAUGGAGCAUCAUUUACUGGCAACCGGUCUGAUCCCGUUGUGGUCAAAGGGCAACGUCUUUACAUGCGGGGAAAGCGCAUAUUGAGUGCGCUUAUAGACGACCUACUAGUUAAAGGCCUGCAGAACGCCACGGAUGUCGUGUUCACAGGGACGUCUGCCGGGGCCUUGGCCGUCUUAAUGAAUGCUGACUAUGUCAAACAACGCCUACCGGCAUCAACUAGCAUGGUCGCCUUGUCUGAUUCAGGGGUGUUCCUUAAUGAGCCCGAUCUUAAGGGUGUUAAAAAGUUCGGCAAAUCGAUGAAGAGGGUAUACGAGUUGCAUGAUUCAGCGGAUAGCAUCAACCCAAAAUGCGCGCGCAAGAAGGCGGCGAAAGACCGCUGGGAGUGCAUGUUUCCGGCUGAGUUCGUCCGGUCCAUAGAAACGCCGGUUUACAUGGUAAACCCGCUAUACGACGCAUGGCAGCUAGCGAACGUGGUCGGCGUCCGUUGUGUGUACAGUCCGGAGAGCUGCGACAAACACGAGAUGAAGGUGAUUCGAGAAUUCCGCAAGAAGACGUUGAACGCAUUGGAGCCGAUACUACGUAACAAGAAUCACAAGGUAUUUGGUGACGGUUGCAUUGAUCACGGCCAGGUCAUCUUCGAUAAGAAAUGGAACGAGAUUAAAGUGAACAAGCAAGCGAUGCACGAGGCGUUCCACGAGUGGCACCAGGACGUCAAAGGGAUAAAGGACCUGAUUGAUCCGGAAGCAAAGGAAACGGAUACUUACCCUUUCAACCCUACGUGCUGGUCACAUUACCACGGGAAAAGGGACUCGGUACCAUUUGUAUGGGCAGACGUGUGAGUGGCAGAGACUUGAACAAUACCACGUGGAAAAGACUUUUUCAUUACCAGAGAAAAAAGAUUUGUUUAUUCACGGGAAAAAGACUUGCAUAUUACCCAAGGAAAAAGACUUGCAUAUUACCAGGGGAAAGCAAUUGCCUAUGAUCAGGGGAAAAGACUUGUCUAUUACCAAGGGAAAUGACUUGCACUUUACCACGGGGCUUUAAUCAUUUCCACGGGAAAAUGGCUUGCUUAUACCACAGGAAGGAUACUUGCACUGUUGCAAAUUGCCGCGGAAGAGAAAGACUACUCUUCCUACAAGAAAAAGACUUGGUCUUUAAUAUGCAAGAGAAAGACUACUCUUCCUACAAGAAAAAGACUUGGUCUUUAAUAUGCAAGAUGAAUAUUAGCACGGGAAAAAGACUUACAUCUUUUUAAGGAGAAAAUCGUAGGACAUAAUUUUAGCGAUUAUUGCAUUUGAAAGAAUUAAUAAAUUCUCACCGGGUUGGGUUAUAUUGGUAAAUUUCAAUUGAAUAAAUUACUAUUCAUUUGA